Molecule: messenger RNA, 1056 nt
Organism: Erythranthe guttata (spotted monkey flower)
Lineage: Eukaryota; Viridiplantae; Streptophyta; Magnoliopsida; Lamiales; Phrymaceae
Source: RefSeq, a predicted model, not a curated record
AUGACUAUCACUCUCCACGAUGUCCAGAUGAUUCUAGGUGCCAAUGUGGAGGGACGGGUGGUCGCGCCUAGGUACGACGAGGUCAUCGAGCGCACAAACCGCGUGUAUUUGCUGUCUGAGGUAUUAAACUUCAAUUUUGAGGAGAUUGACGAGUCAUGGAAGCAUGGGGGGCCCACAUGGAGGAUGAUACAGGGACAGUUGUUGAUGCCCGACACGCCCAUGAGACGCCGAGUUCAGAUAUAUCUGGUGUUUCUCCUCGGAUCGAUUUUAUUCCCCGACAAGACAUGUGAUCGGGUGAAGCCGUGGUAUAUGCACGUGCUCGAGGAUUCAGUGCUUCAUCAGGUCGGCACGUAUUCGUGGGGUUCGGCCUGUUUGGCCAAUCUAUAUAGGGAGCUGGGUAUAUGCAUUCGAGCACAGUCGAGGAGCUUGGCGGGUUGCACCACCCUUCUUCAGUGCUGGAUAUACGAGUAUUUCCCAAGAUUCCAGCCGCCAGAUGAGAGCGACCGGUUGAGUGGCUACCGUAUGGUCGGGAUAUACACGAGAGUAUCCCUCGUACGUUGUAUCAUGGCACGAUCCAGAUAUUCCGCGCGGCUUGAUUUCAUCGAUGGAGCCAUGUUCACGCUGUCCCAAAGGAGGUACAUCGUACCAAGUCAACUACCAAUUUUCGGUGGUAUGUGGGACAUGGUUCAGACUCAUUCCAUUUGUGCCAAUGUAUACAAGACGACACGACAACUGGGGGAAGUCGACGAGCACUACAUGGAGUGGUACACCGAUCGGACUCAUCUGAAGAUCAACAACUCCGACGUAGGCCCGACUCCACUGCAUCGAGAGAAUGUGAGGCCACCAGAUCAGCUGGCUUAUUACCAGAUAGUACGUGCAUUGUACCCGAUCACCAGGAGCACUGGACAGGACUGGAUGCAGCAGUUUGCCGAUCUACGUGCCGACCUUGGAGAUAUUAUGCAGCCCGCCGCCCGAUAUAUUGGCAUCGACCAGGACAACGACAACAACGACGACGACGAUCAUGAGGUGCAACCGCCGAAGAGAGCGAGGCGGUAG